UAUUUUGAACAUAAAUAAGGGCUAAGCCGCGGCACUUCUUUUCUUACAGCGGAGUUUGGAGAUGGUCAGAGAGAGUGCGCCUGACGCGGUAGCUCUCUGACAAGAAGGAACAAAGGAGAUGAGUUUUAAAAAAUACAAGGACUAUUUAUUUUAGCCGUCGGCGCCAUGUGCGGUUCUGCAGCGCGUUUUUCUUAAAAUCUACAUUUUUUAUGAAACCGCCUGCGAACGAGCUAGCCAUCGAGCUAACUUUGGGCUAGCUUUUUUUUCCUUUGAUAAGACCAUCUGCCUCUUUCAGUUUUAAGACAGGUUGAAGUUUAGUUUUGAAUUACCCUCAGCUAUCAUCGAGUGUAGAAAUGGAGAAACCUGCAAGUGAUUUCAGCCCUGUUAGCCUGGAGGUGAGUGGAGGCCCCGACUCAGUCCCCAGAGUUUCCAGGCCAACUCUGCCCGAAUUCGAGCUGAAAGGCUCCCCAUGCAUCAAAAACCUCUUCUCCCCCGGAACUACCUCUCUGCUGUCUCCUGUGACUAACCUGACACUCAACAUGGACAAUCUCGCUUUUCUUGAAGGGCAAUGUGAGACCCCCAAAAGGAAGAAAAUGGAAAAGAGUGUGCCCUUACUGAAGAUUCCGUCAUUCGCUUCCGACACUUCCUCAGAUGCAGGUGAAAUCCGCCGCCCUCUCCGCUCUCAUAUUAAUCAGUUCCAUGGACUGGGCCUGGACUCUCCCAGCCCUGUGGAUCCAGUGGAUGCAGAACGCAAGUUUGAGCAGGCUAUACAGAAUGCUACCAGAGUGAUAAACGAAAGGAUGCCUAUUCGCAGGAUAAAUUCGUUACCGCUGCAGUUGCUUGGCCACAGUCCCAAUUUAAAGAGUAGAGAUUCUGAUCUGCCUCGUUAUGGAGUCUUUACUCAGGGCUGCACCAUCAGCUUGGACAACAAGGAGAAUCUGCAUGAUACAAGUUUUGAAUUUAAGAAGCCUACCAAGCCAGUUUCUCGCUGUCGACUGCGUUCAACUGGGGAGGCAAAGGAAGCGUUUGCAAGUCGGCCCAACUCUGCCCCUGCUCUUAUGCUUUCUCCUACCUCAUCUAAUCCGCUAGCCUCACCGGACAGUGACAGUCCCUUCACACUGCGACGCACAUCAUUCUCCAGCUUUCCUAAUGAUGAUGACGAUGGUUUUUUAGAUGUACUUGAUGAUGUAGAGACUGACUCUGAGGUACCUUCUGCAAUGGCUAGUUUGCUCACCGCACCUCUGGUUGCUGACCAAAGCAUGGAUGCUGCAAACUCUCCCGUUCGAUGUCGGCCACGAGGGCUCUUUCGCUCACCCUCCAUGCCAACAGGAGGUCGUGCGCAGCUUAAAAGGCCCGAUAGGCCCAGAGAUGAGAACACGCCUGUACGUGUGAAGAGGAGGAGGAGUGUUGCUGGGUCACAUGUCACAGCCAUGGAGCAGGAGGAAGCUGUUCCUCAACAGGUUCAGCGAUCAAAAUCCUUUAAUCAUGCAGAGAUAGAGAAACUAUUGGACACUGACCCUGGUAAUGUCAUCGGUGAUUUUACCAAGCCACCCGCUUUGCCCACGGUAGAUGGAAAACAUCAAGACUUGAAAUACAUCACUCCAGAAAUUAUGUGUGCAGCAAUGAAUGGACAGUUCAGUGAUGUGGUGGAGAGGCUGUUUAUCAUUGACUGUCGCUAUCCAUACGAGUAUGAAGGAGGGCAUAUCAAGGGUGCCCUUAACUUGCAUCAGGAGGACCAAGUGGAGGAGUGCUUUUUCAAACAACCCAUCCUCUCCGAAUCCCCCGAAAAGCGUGUGCUGCUGGUGUUCCAUUGCGAAUUUUCGUCUGAACGUGGCCCGCGUAUGUGUCGCUUUGUUCGUGAAAGAGACCGCUUUCUCAACUAUUAUCCCAAUCUCCAUUACCCUGAACUCUACAUACUAAAGGGAGGCUACAAGGACUUCUUUCCCCUACAUAAGAUGCAAUGUGAGCCUCAGAAGUACAGGCCAAUGCAUCAUGAAGACUUUAAGGAUGAUUUAAAGAAAUUUCGCCUGAAGAGCCGCACAUGGGCUGGAGAGCGCAGCAAAAGAGACAUGUACACCCGUCUUCAAAAGUUCUGAGACAAACGUUCUCAGGUUUACUGCCUAAACUCACUCACACUGUGUUCACAUGAUCAGUAUGUGGCAGUGACCUAAUGAAAUUAUAUUUAAUAUUGUUCAGGUUACCUGCCUGUGGUCAAGCACAUCCUACUGCCUUAACUCAUCCACACACACACACACAAACACUGCCUGCUCCAGUGGAUUACUGCUGGUGGGUUUGUUUUGACUCUCCCAUUUUCUACUCCAUUUCAGACCUCAAAGCACUUAUAUUUCUAGUGUUUAUGGUGGAGCAUGCUCCUUUAUAUUCUGAUGCAAAUCUUUGUCCCUGCCAUUUUGGUUCUGAGCCAUUUAUACAGAUAUUGUAAUUAGUUUUAUCACAAUCAGCCAGUGUUAACUUAAUUAUGUAAAUUCCAGUAAUAUAGGUCAAUAUCAGUGGUAAUUUUAAAUAACUAUUUUAAUACUUUUAAAAAUUUACUAUAAAUGACUGGUGCUGUUCAACUGUGUGAGAAGGCUGGAAUUUUUGCAUAAUAGUGAAUGCAGUGUGGGUCCUUAGCCAUUUUGCACUGCCUUUUUUUUUUUUUUUUUCUCCCCCCCCUCCAAUUUAAAAAGAUUACAUUGCUGAUGCUGAUUCCUGUGUUUUCAGAUUUGACAUGAAAGCACAAGUAGUAUUUAGGUUUGUGGGAGUAACAAACUGUCAUUGAACCAGUUUUUGACUGCACUCACUCAGGGGUACAGGCUUGGCUGAUUGCUGCUGGUCAGCGUGAGAUGACCUUAAUGUUCACCAAAAUACCCAGCAAUAAACAUGCAUGUAACUUUUUUUUUUAUUUUAUUUUUUAUAUAUAUAUAUAACAAAUUGUAUUGUAUUCCCCUUCCCUAAAUUCUAAUGAUCUGUUUGUAAGCUGAUUUGAGUGCUUUUGGCCGUAUGUGGGCCUGUGUGUGAAUGUAAGUUGUUAACUGCAAUAACAAUGUGAUGUUUGGGGAAUAAACUACUUUAAUCUA
Molecule: messenger RNA, 3074 nt
Organism: Silurus meridionalis
Lineage: Eukaryota; Metazoa; Chordata; Actinopteri; Siluriformes; Siluridae
Gene: cdc25b
Product: cell division cycle 25B
Exons: 15
Coding region: 354-2096 (580 amino acids)
Biological process (GO): positive regulation of G2/MI transition of meiotic cell cycle; protein dephosphorylation; positive regulation of G2/M transition of mitotic cell cycle
Cellular component (GO): cytoplasm; nucleus
Molecular function (GO): protein tyrosine phosphatase activity
Source: RefSeq, a predicted model, not a curated record